AUGCAGUUCUUGACAAGAUCUAGUGUGAGAAACAACCACCUAGUCUCAAAUGUAUUGUUUAAUGCUUGUAGAUUGAGAUAUAACUAUCCAAUUAUCUCACAAUUUCAUACUGCCAUACCAUGCUACGCAGAGGAAGAUUAUGCUAGAAAAGGAUCCGUACAAUACAAGCUGCGAGGAAAAGGAAGGCAAUUCGUUGAUUUUAUUCGAGUAAAAGCAAGAGGAGGUGAUGGCGGUGAUGGUUGUGUGUCAUUUCAGCGAGAGAAAUACCUCGCCAAAGGCCCACCUAACGGUGGAAAUGGUGGUCGAGGUGGCAAUGUUAUUAUUCGAGCAACAUCAGAUGAAAGCACACUCAAGAGAAUGGGCCGCAUGUGCACUGCAAAGCGAGGACAAAACGGCCUUGGCGCUGGAAGACACGGCACGAUGGGCGAGCAUUUGGUGAUUGAAGUGCCAGUGGGAACUGUAGUCAGAGAGGUCACUCUAGAUGCUGAGGAGGAGGCAGUGGAAGCAGAGCUGACAGCAGAGGAAGAACAAGAACAGCGUGAGGCUCGUUGGGUUCUCUAUCCUAGAGCAGAGCAAGACAAUGCUCCCGAAGGUCGAGUGAAUUUUUUCAAGCAAGCUGAAAGAUUGAUGGAUGAAGAGGAUCGUUACUACCGCUGGCGUCUCCGUACAGAAAAGAGGGACAAUAUCUAUGUAGAUUUGACAGAGCAUAAUCAAGAGUUUGUCUUGUGUCGUGGCGGUGCUGGCGGUUAUGGCAAUCCUCACUUCCUGACAACAGAGAACCGAUCACCCAAGUGGGCAACUCGUGGACGUAAAGGAGAGGUGCGAGAAGUGGAAUUAGAGCUCAAGACAAUAGCAGACAUAGGCUUGGUAGGUCUUCCGAACGCUGGUAAAUCAACAUUGUUGAGUUCUAUAUCCAAUGCACAUCCCAAACAAGCAGACUACGCUUUCACUACAUUACAUCCGUUUGUGGGCACGGUUGACUAUGCGGAUCAAUAUCAACUGACAGUUGCUGACAUUCCAGGAUUGAUCCAAGGAGCUCAUCGUAACGUUGGUUUGGGGCAUGCUUUCCUCAGACAUGUGGAGCGUGCAAAGAUUUUGGUGUAUGUCAUUGAUGUGAGCGGCCCUUCGCCGUUUGAUGAUCUGAAAACAUUACAAUACGAAUUGGAGGCUUAUAGACCUGGUCUCACAAAACGUCAAUCUCUGAUCGUUGCCAACAAGGCGGAUAAGGUCGGCACAGCCAAAGAAAAUCUCGCCAAACUUCAGGAGCAAGUAGGCUCGUCUAUCCCAAUUGUUCCUGUUUCUGCAAAAUACGAGAAGAAUGUGCUCAAAUUGACAUCUGUUCUACGAAAAGAAGUAGAGCGCAUCCGUAUCGAAGAAGAAAAGGUCAAACAAGCGAAAUUGAAGGAACUGGAUGAUGAAUUCGACGAUGGAGAGGAUAUCUAA
Mucor velutinosus is the source of this 1443-nucleotide messenger RNA. RefSeq lists its product as uncharacterized. The record is from RefSeq and is a predicted model, not a curated record. Gene Ontology annotation, molecular function: GTP binding; magnesium ion binding; GTPase activity. The transcript is spliced from 2 exons. Gene Ontology annotation, cellular component: mitochondrion. Bases 1 to 1443 code for a protein of 480 amino acids. NCBI's taxonomy places the organism in Eukaryota, Fungi, Mucoromycota, Mucoromycetes, Mucorales, Mucoraceae.